UCACCGCCUCUUUAAAUAGCGGCCGAGCGCGAGGCGAAGGAAGCCGCAGAGCCAGAGUUCUUGGUGAAAUCUCUCCUCCACAUCUGCACCAUGUCCUCAGACGACACGAAUACCCCCGUCCAAGUGGCUGAGGCUGCAGAGCAACAGCAAAAUGUGGUGGAACGUGUUACACAACUGCCUCUUGUCAGCUCUGCAUGCAGUAUGGUUAGUGCAGUCUACAACUCUACUAAGGAUAGUCACCCAUACAUCCGCAACGUUUGUGAUGUUGCUGAGAAAGGAGCAAAGACCUUAACUGAUGUUGCAGUAACUGGAUCAAAGCCUAUUCUAAGCAGACUGGAGCCACAGAUUGCCACAGCUAAUGAUCUUGCCUGCAAAGGUUUAGACAAACUGGAAUCCACCCUACCCAUUCUUCAAAAGCCAACUGAGAAGGUUGUAUCGGACACUAAAGAGCUGGUGACUGGAGCACGCGAUGCAGUAGUUGGUGUUGUGACCAACACUGUGACCGGUACCCGUGACACUGUCACAAGUGCAGUGUCUGGUAUAAUGGGCUUGGCAGCUGGUGCGGUGCAGGGAAGCAUGGGUUUGACUCGGUCAGUUGUCUCAACAGUGAUGGACACACAAGUAGGACAGUUUGUAACCAGCAGUCUGGAUACAGUCUUGGGAAAAUCCGAAGAGUUGGUCGAUCAUUACCUUCCUAUGACGGAUGAAGAGCUAUCUCAGCUUGCUUCAACUGUGGAAGGAUUUGAAGUAGCUCCACUUCAACAACAAAAAGAACAACAAAGUUACUAUGUUCGUUUGGGUUCCCUGUCUUCUCGUCUCCGUCAUCGUGCAUACCAGCAUUCUUUGGGCAAGGUGAGGAGUGCCCAAAUCAAUGCUGUGGAGACUCUAGCACAGCUGCACCAAACUAUUGACCUGAUGGAGACUGUCAAGCAGAGUGUUCAUGGUGGCCAAGAGAAACUGCACCAGCUGUGGCUGGAAUGGAGCCGCAAACAAUCAAAAACUGAAUCUGUAGAUGGUGCAAGAAAAGAUGACCAGCCACUGGAUUCUCGUGUUUUAACCAUGACCCGUACGCUGACCAAGCAACUACAAACUACUUGCUUUACUCUGGUAUCUGGGGCACAAGGCCUUCCCGCUAACAUACAGGAUCGCAUGCAGCAGCUACGGCAAACCGCUCAAGACCUGCAUUCUUCCUUUUCCUCUGUUCACUCCUUCGGAGAUAUUUCGUCAGGAAUUCUGGCACAAAGCCGAGAACAAGCCUCAAAGGUCCAUGACCAUGUGAAUGAGCUUUUAAGCUAUGUCGUUGCAAACACUCCCUUAACAUGGUUGGUGGGCCCUUUUGCGCCUCAGCUGGUUGAACACCCAGAAAUGCCUGAAGAGCAACCUGAAAAGGUGCAGUAAGGGAACCCGACACCCCAAAUGUCUGCACUUAGUUUUGUGGGAGGUAUGUGUGUUGUGUAACUUCUGCAAUUUGGAAUAUUUUGCUGCUUUAGCAGUAGUACUUGGGUAAUCAAUGAUAACUUUUGUAUUUCUCUGUACAAGUGCCAAACUUUAUAAAAUUUGCUAUGCAGUUGGUCA
Messenger RNA from Bufo gargarizans (Asiatic toad), 1575 nucleotides. Its product is annotated as perilipin-3-like. The transcript has 8 exons. The record is from RefSeq and is a predicted model, not a curated record. NCBI's taxonomy places the organism in Eukaryota, Metazoa, Chordata, Amphibia, Anura, Bufonidae. The coding region runs from base 91 to 1398 and encodes 435 amino acids. Gene Ontology annotation, biological process: lipid storage; positive regulation of triglyceride storage. Gene Ontology annotation, cellular component: lipid droplet; cytosol.